CUCACACUGCAGUGGGACCGGAUCAGUUCUGGAUUAUUUUGCACAGUCCAGACUGUACGGGACCCUGUGCGAACUAUGUGAAGUUUCCUAUAAAGCACUGUUUGACCAUGCUGUUCCCAGCCUCGAAGUCUGAUGUGAAAUCGGUUCUGGAUGGAGUAGCAGAAACCACAUUCAGGACCAUCACGUCUGGACUGCAGUACUUUGGUUCUAAUGACAUCAGCUAUGAUGACCACAUCAUUGACGGGGACUUUGGCAAAGGUGGAUACCCUUUGCAGAAGCCUUUCUCUGCCUACCGCAGAAGCUCUCUCUCGGAUAAAGUUGCACCGGAUGAGGAACUCAUCCUGAAAGGUAUCCCAUUUUAUCCCACUAACAGCUCGGAUGGGAAUGGGAACUGGAGUAUUGGAGAUCAUGGAAGUAGCCUCCAGUGUGGAGAGAACUUUAUGGACAUGGAAUGUUUCAUGAUACUGACUCCUAGUCAGCAGCUCGCUGUUGCUGUAUUGUCACUUACACUUGGCACUUUUACCGUAUUGGAGAACCUGGUGGUUCUUUGCGUGAUAUUGCAGUCACGUACCCUACGCUGUAGACCAUCUUAUCAUUUCAUUGGUAGCUUGGCCGUUGCAGACCUACUUGGUAGUGUGAUCUUCGUCUACAGCUUCUUGGACUUCCACGUGUUUCACCGCAAAGACAGUCCGAACGUUUUUCUGUUCAAACUGGGCGGUGUAACCGCAUCUUUUACAGCUUCUGUCGGAAGCCUGUUUCUCACGGCCAUUGACCGAUACAUAUCUAUACACCGGCCAUUGGCAUAUAGGCGUAUUGUGACACGCACCAAAGCGGUGAUCGCCUUCUGCAUGAUGUGGAUCGUCUCCAUCAUCAUUGCUGUGCUGCCGCUGCUCGGAUGGAACUGCAAACGGUUAAAUUCAGUUUGUUCUGACAUCUUUCCACUAAUUGAUGAAAACUACCUGAUGUUCUGGAUCGGUGUGACCAGCGUUCUGGUCAUAUUCAUCAUCUAUGCUUACAUGUACAUCCUCUGGAAGGCCCACCACCAUGCUGUUAGGAUGCUAAGACGCACAUCGCAAAAAAGCCUGGUCAUCCACUCCUCUGAUGGCACGAAGGUCCAGACCACCAGGCCAGAUCAGGUCCGCAUGGACAUCCGGUUGGCCAAGACAUUGGUUCUGAUUCUAGUGGUGUUGGUGAUCUGUUGGGGGCCUGUUUUGGCCAUUAUGGUGUAUGAUUUGUUCUGGCGUAUGGAUGACAACAUUAAGACAGUUUUUGCAUUCUGUAGUAUGCUCUGCCUGCUCAACUCCACCGUUAACCCAGUAAUCUACGCUCUCAGGAGUAAAGACAUGCGCAGGGCCUUUCUCACAACCUGUCAGUGCUGCAGGAGCACCUCCAGCACGUCUCUGCAGCUCGAUAACAGCCUGGAAUCAGAUUGUCAGAGGAUUCAACACAUCGCUGCAAACCGUGCCGCCGAGAGCUGCCUGAAGACCACUGUGAAAAUUGCCAAACUGACAAUGUCCGUCUCUGCUGAGACAUCAGCCGAAGCUGUUUAAGUGUGUUUGAUUGUUCAGCUGGCAAUGUGAAUGUUGAACGAGUGCUGUUCUGAUCAGGAUUAAUAUAGUUUUUAAUAUUUUGCUAGUUUCUAUUGCAUUUUGUCAUUUGAAUUUAAAUUUCAGUUUAGUUUUUAUUUAGUUUAACUGUACAUAAAGCAUUUUUGUUUUGUUUGAAUCUUUGGAAAAAAAAGAGAAGCUGGGUUUCCAUCCACGUAUUUUAUGUGCAUUUUGGGAUAUCGAAAAAAAAAACUGCUGAAUGGAAACACCACGAUAUAAUCUCCAAAAUACGCACAAAAAUUUAAAAGCUUGCUUGAGGUGGAUACAUGUACUGCAGGACGCAGCGUUGGAGCUCACCUUUUCAGUAAGAGGGUGCAAGUUAGAAAGCCUGGCUCUAGAAAUGGGAUAAAGCCUAUAUCAAAUGACUGUGAGGAAGAUCCAUGGAAAAUGGCCCACCUUAUUCAGCACCACCAGUAAGUUCAUCUGCCAAAAACAACACAACACUUUAUCAGGAAAUGCAACAAGUGAACUGUGAUAUGUUGUUUUACAUAUCAAUCAGGCUGCAGCUUACAAUGAUGUUUUGUUAUAGAUUUAGAGAUUAAUCAGACCAUCCUAAAAUGACAGAAGAUAUGAAAGCUAAACACAUUUUCUCUGUACUGGUGUUUUCAUUUAUAUUGUAGUGUAUUUUUUAGUUUUUGUUCUUUUGUAAAUUUGUUUUUAUUUAAGUUAACAAAAAUAUUUUUUCACUGCUGGUUCUUUUCUUUAACAAUAAUUACCUUGGUUCUGAUGCACCACAUCUUAACAUAUCAAUGUGUCUGUUCUUGCGGGUGAUGAAAAGUUGCAUGCAGGUGCCCAUGUAUAAAGUACAACAGUCAAUAUCCAAAGCUGCUUAAGUUACCACUGUUUUGAUGAAGUGUUCAGUACGUCAUCUCUCUUAAGUGCCAGAUUUUUCUCAAAAGAGGUUCUAUUCCAGUAAUUAAAUUUUUGGGGCUUUUUUCUUUGUUGUUGUUUGCCAUUAAAUGUCAUUGUAACAUGUAACUAAAAAUCUGUGGAUAUAGUGUGUAUUUAAUGAAAGUUUAUAUUUUUAUACUUUUAAUUUUUUUUUCAAACAAUGAUAUCUUAUCACAUGGGAAUAA
Molecule: messenger RNA, 2683 nt
Organism: Xyrauchen texanus (razorback sucker)
Lineage: Eukaryota; Metazoa; Chordata; Actinopteri; Cypriniformes; Catostomidae
Product: cannabinoid receptor type 1A-like
Exons: 2
Coding region: 108-1550 (480 amino acids)
Biological process (GO): G protein-coupled receptor signaling pathway
Cellular component (GO): membrane
Molecular function (GO): cannabinoid receptor activity
Source: RefSeq, a predicted model, not a curated record